Molecule: messenger RNA, 3998 nt
Organism: Neopsephotus bourkii (Bourke's parrot)
Lineage: Eukaryota; Metazoa; Chordata; Aves; Psittaciformes; Psittacidae
Gene: ATAD2
Product: ATPase family AAA domain containing 2
Exons: 29
Coding region: 1-3969 (1322 amino acids)
Biological process (GO): positive regulation of transcription by RNA polymerase II
Cellular component (GO): nucleus
Molecular function (GO): ATP hydrolysis activity; histone binding; chromatin binding
Source: RefSeq, a predicted model, not a curated record
AUGGUGGUCCUGAGGAGUAGCGCUGCUCGCCCGCCCGCACCAGCAGCCCGCGAUAGCCGGCGCCGCCGCGCCUCCUUCGACCUCUUGGAUUCCAGCUCCGAGUUCAUCUCCCUGGAACCCCCAUCGCUCAGCAGCCGCCGCAUCUGGACGCGCUCCGGGGCCUCCUCGGUCACCACCAGGGCCGCGGGAUCCAGGGGGACCAGGAGAACCGGCGAGGAUGUGAGUAACCGGGAAUAUUCCUCUAGCAAAAUGGAAUGUUUCGGUGGACACUGUUUAAGAUCAAUGAGAAAAAGCAUCCCACCCUGUUCGGACUCUAGCUUUGACAAAAGCAUGGAGAUAUUAAGUGAAAGUAUCAAUCGAAGACACUUAACAAGGCAGUUGGCAAAGCGGAAAUCAGAACAGAAAAAAAAAGACUAUAAAGAAGUCACCAGGACACUGAGAACCAGAGCCGAGGCAAAAGCUGCAGAACAUGUCCAUGAACAAAAUGGAGAUUUAGAGGUCCGCCGAAGCUGCAGGCUUCAACAAAGUCGUUACACCACUACAAAUCAGUCCGUAUUGUUUGACAAACUUAUAACAAAUACUGCAGAAGCCGUCUUGCAGAAGAUGGAUGACAUGGAGAAGAUGUGUAGACGGCGAAUGAUGGAAGACCUGGGAGUGUUCAGCAACACAAAUGAAAACCUCAGUAUGUAUUCCCGAGGAAAGAAAGAAAUCCAGAGAGCUGACAAAGAAAUAGCUGAUCAUCAGGGGAGAAGACAGUUAACUUCAUCAGACGAAAGUGACGAGAAAGAAGAUGAAGAUGGUGAGCACACUCAAAAGCGUUAUUUCUUUCGACAGAGGAAGACUGUGGAGCGCUACCAAGCGCCGCUGGAAAAACCAAGACAACGUAAGAUGGAUUUUCCGGGCCAGUCUUCACCUGUCAGACAGACAUGUUCAUUUACAAGCGCUCAGCCGCAAGGCUCUUGCUGCAAAAGUAAUAACAGACGGAAACACGCAGUCCACAGCAAUGAUUCCACAUCCUCUUCCUCCUCAUCUGAUGAUGAUGAAGAGCAUUUUGAGAGGCGUAGGAGGCACAGCCAGAACAGAAAUUUAAGAAGGUGUCUGCCACUAAACUUCCGGACAGAUGAGCUAAAGGGAAUUCGCAAGGAUCGAAUGAAAAUCGGAGCAAGUUUGGCUGAUGUUGAUCCAAUGCAAAUCGAUUGUUCAGUACGAUUUGAUGCCGUGGGUGGUCUUUCUGAGCACAUUUCAUCUUUAAAAGAGAUGGUCGUUUUUCCGUUGCUGUACCCAGAAUUCUUUGAGAGAUUCAAGAUCCAGCCUCCAAGGGGCUGUCUGUUCUAUGGUCCGCCAGGGACUGGAAAGACACUGGUUGCUCGUGCCCUUGCUAAUGAAUGUAGCCAAGGUGACAGGAGAAUAGCCUUCUUUAUGAGAAAAGGUGCUGACUGCCUGAGUAAAUGGGUGGGGGAGUCUGAACGACAGCUUCGCUUAUUAUUUGAUCAGGCCUACCAGAUGCGUCCUUCAAUUAUUUUCUUUGAUGAGAUAGAUGGUCUUGCUCCUGUGAGGUCCAGUAAACAAGACCAGAUUCAUAGCUCUAUUGUGUCGACACUUCUGGCACUUAUGGAUGGCUUAGACAGCAGAGGAGAGGUUGUGGUGAUCGGAGCCACCAACAGAUUGGAUUCUAUAGAUCCGGCUUUACGAAGACCCGGACGCUUUGAUCGGGAGUUCCUCUUCAACUUGCCAAAUAAAGAGGCCAGAAAAGAGAUUUUCAAGAUUCACACACGAGACUGGACCCCUAGACCACUGGACACGUUUCUUGAAGAGCUGGCUGAGAAAUGUACUGGAUACUGUGGUGCUGAUAUUAAAUCCUUAUGUGCUGAAGCUGCACUCUGUGCUUUGCGCCGCCGCUAUCCUCAGAUAUACAGAAGUAGUGAGAAACUGCAGUUAGAUAUCGCUUCUAUUAAAAUAACAGCAAAGGAUUUUGUCAUGGCUAUGCAGAAGACUGUUCCAGCUUCACAGAGGGCUGUGGCUUCACCUGGGCGAGCACUGUCACCUAUUGCAAAACCACUGUUUGAAAACACACUAGCAAGAAUCUUACAAGCCUUGCAGAGAGUAUUUCCCCACACAGAGCUUGCGCUAAAGGACCAACAGCAAGACAGUUUAAAUCCCACUUUAAGAAAUGAUGUGAUUGACAGUGAUGCGGAAUCACCACCAAUCUUUGAAGAGAAUCCAACUCAUAAAACACCUGGUAGACAACCGGAAAGAUUCCUCAACUUUGGCAGAAAUGUUUAUUACCAGCCAACAUCUUGUAGGCCACGGUUGUUACUAGUGGGAGAGCCAGGAUACGGGCAGACUUCUCAUUUGGCACCUGCGGUAAUACACGCCCUGGAGAAGUUUCCAGUUUAUACACUAGACCUAUGUAUGUUGUUGACAAGCAGCACCUCACCAGAAGAAACGUGUGCACAGUUGAUGCGAGAAGCUCAGAGGACGGCACCCAGUAUAAUUUAUAUCCCACAUAUCCAUUCAUGGUGGGAGGCUGUUGGAGCUACACUGAAAGCUACUUUUACAACACUACUGGAGAACGUUCCAACAUUUGCUCCAGUUCUGCUGCUUGCAACAUCUGAUGUGCGUCACGCGGAUCUCCCAAAAGAGAUCAAAGACUUAUUUAAUGACAGCCAUGAAGAAGUUUUCAAAAUCCAGCUGCCUGAUAGGCAAGAAAGAGGAACGUUUUUUCAGGACUUAAUUGUAAAUCAAGUUGCUAAGCCUCCUGCACCCAAACCCAGCGCAGCUUGGCGUCCAUUGGAAGAGCUGCCUGUAGCACCACCACCUAAGCCUCGACAAUUGACAGAGGAGGAAAGAAGGCAGCUGGAGGAGCAGGAGGAGGAUACAUUGCGUGAACUCAGGAUUUUCCUAAGGGAUGUGACUCAUAGACUUGUCAUUGACAGACGUUUCAGAGUAUUUUCAAAGCCUGUUGACCCAGAGGAGGUACCUGAUUAUAACACAGUUAUCAAACACCCCAUGGACCUUUCAACAGUUCUGUCCAAGAUUGACUUGCACCAGUACCUAACUGCAGGAGACUUUCUAAAAGACAUUGAUCUAAUCUGUAGCAACGCGUUAGAAUACAACCCAGAUAAAGAGCCUGGAGAUCGUCUCAUUAGGCACAGAGCUUGUAUUCUGAGGGACACUGCGUAUUCCAUAGUGAGGGAAGAAAUGGAUGAGGAUUUUGAACGAUGCUGUAAAGAAAUACAAGAAUCUCGUAAGGAAAGAGGUUGUAGUUCAUCCAAGUAUGCUCCGUCUUACUACCAUGUAAUGCCAAAGCAGAACUCUGCUGCUGGGAGUAAGGGAACGGACCCGACGUGUAGUGAUAAACUGAAGGUGCCAGCAGAGCCUGUAUGCUUCAGUACACCCUCCUCUAAAGAUACGGAAAAAAGAAAACGCAAAAAGAAGAAAGUGCAUUCAAGUAUCGCAAACAAGAGGAUGAAUUUUCAGUUCAAUAAAGAGAAUAAAGUUCCAGAAGAGCAAAAUGAAGUAGAGAGUGAUGAGGAGUUAGAAACAGGAAGACCUCUUUAUACCAGAGAUCACAAUGAAGGGGAAUCCACACAGGAUUCUUCAAUGGAUGAAAAUGAAAAUGUCCUGCAGGAACAACACAAGAAUGUGAAUGAAAAUAAAGCUGGUCCAACAGAUGUGUGGGUGCCCCGUGCGGUUCGUGCGAGGCGUUCUGGGGGAGAAGAGCGAACGGCAAUGGGUGUCGAGAAAGCGAUUGAAAUUCCCAAGCAGCCAGUGGUUGUGGAUUACUUUGAACUCAAACAACUGUUGCAUUUUGUCACCAUGAUAACAAAGAACUUCAACGUUACGCAGCUGGAAAAACUCUAUGCAGUUAUCUGUCAGUGCAUUUACCAACACCGGCAAGAUUACGACAAAACUGAAUUAGUAAAGGAAAUGAAGAAAGAGAUUGCAGCCUUCACGUACUCUGAGUGACUCUUGAUUUUGGACUGAAAAGACUUCUU